This is a messenger RNA of Vigna angularis (adzuki bean), 1628 nucleotides long. RefSeq names its product 4-hydroxyphenylpyruvate dioxygenase. Gene Ontology annotation, biological process: L-tyrosine catabolic process. The record is from RefSeq and is a predicted model, not a curated record. NCBI's taxonomy places the organism in Eukaryota, Viridiplantae, Streptophyta, Magnoliopsida, Fabales, Fabaceae. Gene Ontology annotation, molecular function: 4-hydroxyphenylpyruvate dioxygenase activity. The transcript has 2 exons. Bases 39 to 1505 code for a protein of 488 amino acids.
UCGUCCUCAUCCACCUAUCUCAAUUAUAAGCAAUCUCUAUGUCUAUAUUAUGCCGUUACAACCUGCUACUACACCCUGCACCUGCAUCACUCUCCACAUCCUCCUCCAAUUCCAUUCCGCCACGCGUCUCUCUCUCCCACCUUCCUCAUCCUCUACAUAGCACCACCACAACGGCCAUCACACCACAACCAUAUUCGAACACCAUGGGUAACAAAACUGAACUUCAAUCAGAUUUCAAGCUCGUUGGUUUCAAAAACUUCGUCCGAACCAACCCGAAAUCGGACCGCUUCCAGGUGAACCGUUUCCACCACAUCGAGUUCUGGUGCACGGACGCCACCAACGCUGCCUCCCGCUUCUCAUGGGGACUCGGAAUGCCAAUCGUUGCAAAAUCGGACUUGUCCACGGGAAACCUAAUUCACGCCUCCUACCUCCUCCGCUCCGGCGACCUCUCUUUUCUAUUUUCCGCUCCUUAUUCUCCCUCCAUCUCAGCCGGUGCCGCCUCCACUGCCGCCAUUCCAACCUUCGACGCCGCCGCCUGCCUCUCCUUCGCCUCCAAGCACGGCCUCGGCGUGCGCGCCAUCGCCUUGGAAGUUGCCGAUGCGGAAGCCGCCUUCCGUGCCAGCGUCGCUCACGGCGCCGAGGCGGUGUCUUCGCCGGCCCUCCUCGAAGGCCGCACCGGCUUCGCUGAGGUGCGGCUCUACGGGGACGUCGUGCUUCGCUACGUAAGCUACAAGGACGCGUCGCACGCGUCCGACACUGAUCCCUCGCGGUGGUUCCUGCCGGGAUUUGAGGCUUCGGCAGCUGCUUUCCAAGAGCUGGACUACGGGAUACGGCGGCUGGACCACGCCGUCGGGAACGUGCCGGAGCUGGCGCCGGCGGUGAGAUACCUGAAAAACUUCACCGGAUUCCACGAGUUCGCGGAGUUCACCGCGGAGGACGUGGGAACGACCGAGAGCGGGUUGAACUCGGUGGUUCUGGCGAACAACUCGGAGACGGUACUACUGCCUCUGAACGAACCGGUUUACGGAACAAAAAGGAGGAGCCAGAUUGAAACGUAUCUGGAACACAACGAAGGAGCUGGUGUGCAGCACCUUGCGCUUGUUUCUAACGACAUUUUCAGGACUCUGAGGGAAAUGAGAAAGCGAAGUUUCGUGGGUGGCUUUGAGUUCAUGCCUUCUCCUCCUCCAACCUAUUAUGCCAACCUUCACAAGCGUGCCGGUGACGUCUUGACUGUUGACCAGAUUAAGCAGUGUGAGGAGCUUGGGAUUCUUGUUGACAGAGACGACCAGGGCACUCUGCUUCAGAUUUUCACCAAGCCCGUUGGAGACAGACCAACUAUAUUUAUAGAGAUAAUUGAGAGGGUUGGAUGCAUGGUGGAGGAUGAGGAAGGAAAGGUGUACCAGAAGGGCGCAUGUGGGGGUUUUGGGAAAGGCAACUUUUCUGAGCUUUUCAAAUCCAUUGAAGAAUAUGAGAAGACUUUGUUAGAAGCUAGAAGAACAUCCUAAUCCUUCUCCUUCUGUAACACACAUACUCAUAAUUAGCAAUAACAUGUAAAACUCUUCCAAAUGUUACACUUUUUUCUUCCUAUUUACUCAUAAAAGCUAAUAAAUUAUACGGUUUCAAAUAAA